Molecule: messenger RNA, 3065 nt
Organism: Nelumbo nucifera (sacred lotus)
Lineage: Eukaryota; Viridiplantae; Streptophyta; Magnoliopsida; Proteales; Nelumbonaceae
Source: RefSeq, a predicted model, not a curated record
AUAGCAAUCUGUCACAUUAUUGUUUUGACUGAUAUUUAUAUUUCUGGCUUGGUAGGUACAAGCCAUAUGCUUAGAUAUUUUAUAGAAGAAUUGUGAAUUAGGUGGCGUUUGGUUUCAUUGUUAAUGCAACGGCCAGGUGUUUUCUAAGGUGGUGUUUGGAACCGGUGCCGGUUGCUUCAGAAAAUGGUGAUAUAUCAGCACCAUGUUGAAAAAAUCAGUGUUCCAGAAACCAGUAACAUGUUUAGAAUCGUUUUUUCAUAAAAAAACAAUACUCUAAAUCGCGCCUUGAAAAUCGAUGUAUGGUAUGGAAAAACGCCGAAUUCGACGUUUUUUCUCAAUUUGGAGCUUGUUACUGCCAACAAGAAUAUAAUGUAACAGUGACAUGGACUUUCUAUAAUAGAUAUCAAUACUGAAAACAGAUAUAGAGCAUUGAUACCAAACAAAAGGUGUUAUUGUUGCUAGAGAAAAUAUCCUAUGGCAGCAAUGUUUCCAAACAAAAAAGAAAAAACAGUAUUGUAUAUGCAGCAUAGAUGCCAAACACAUACUAAGAAAACAGUGUCAUAUCAGAACUACAUCAGUGACCAUUGCCUACAACGCUUGCAGAAAACAGAAAACAUCAGAAUGAUGUUUCCCACAAUAGAGCCGAUUUUUGAGAAUCGAUGCAUGCAUUUUUUUUAUAUUAUUGUUUUUUGAGAAAACAUGCUAACCAAACAACAGAUUGAUGUGACAUUGGCAUGGUGCCAUUUUCUCAUAAAAUGUCAAUGGAACGAAACACAGGAUAUCUUAAACAUGAAUAAACCCUUGUGCACUGGAAUAGCAUAAUUUACCUGAAAACAUUGCCUUAACCAAUGGAAUGGUAUCAAACACCACCUUAGUGGAGUCAUUCCUAGGUUCUGAUGUAUGAUUUCAUUUUUAACCCUAUCCCUUCUAAUUUUAUUAUUCAUUCAUUUAAGUGUCAAUAUUUUUAUCUAAUGCAGUUUUGGAUUCGCACUAACAGAAUAAACAUUUAUAUAAUUGAUUUUUGAAGACCCAGCUUAGUAUAUAUAGAAAAAGAUGAUGAUGCAUUAUAGAAGUAAAAUAAUAAGUUCUAGGAUAAAUACGGUACCCUUACUACCUUACUAUUUACCCUUACUAUCUUACUAUUUAGCUAUAUUCUUAAGUUUUUUUGACAAUUGACUAAUAUCCGCUAAUGUUCCAUUAAAAUUCAUACACGUGACCAUGUGAUGUGAUGUAUAAAUUUUUUUCAAAACUCAAUUUUGCCCUUCUUCUUUACCAUCCCACUCCCCGGCGGCGGCUACAGCUACAGCGAACCAUCCCACCCCCUUGCUCUCUGCCGCCGUUGCCACCACUGUCGUCGUCUGUAUCCGAUCACUUUCACCGGCGUCAUCAGGUUUUUCUGGCACCAAGUCCUUUCCAGAAGAGGUGGAGGAUUGGCAAUUGUUUGCAAAGAGACUGAAAACUUCGGAACAGGUACGAAGGAAUGGAGGAGAGGGAGAGAGAGACUCGCGUCCCAGAUCUGGUUCCCUGGCAGAUCUGGGACGAGCACCGCCAAGGGAGCUUUGACGCAACGGACGAGCACCGCCAACUGGUUCCCUGGCAGCUAAUGGAAACCAUACCUGGUAUGUCACAGACGCUAGCGGACGAGCACCGCCAUAAGAAAUUGAGAAGAAACUAUGACUUCUGAAAACCCAGUUGACGGCGAUAUUUACCUUUGAAAAUCAGUGAGCUUGGACGAGUAAAAUUAUCUUUGCUAUUAAGCACUAAUUAAUUACUGCUGCUUGGGUUGGUUGAAGAGAACCCUACUGCCUCCAUAGGUUUAUAUGUUGAUUGUGGUUCUGUGUUUCUCGUUUGGAGCUACACAUCUACUGGAGCGGAUGGCAUUCAAGAGCACAGCUAACAGAAGCCACUUACGUAUUGUGCGGGAAGUUGAAGCAAUUGGAGGCAAUGUGACAGCAUCAGCUUCGCGAGAGCAAAUGGGUUACUCGUAUGAUGCUCUGAAAACAUACGUCCCUGAAAUGGUAGAGUUGCUUAUUGAUUGUGUGAGGAACCCUGUAUUCCUGGAUUGGGAGCUGCAGAAGGUGAAAGCUGAGAUUGCAGAAAUUUCCAACAAUCCACAAGGCUUGCUUCUGAAGGCAAUUCACUCUGCUGGUUAUUCUGGUGCACUGGCCAAUCCUCUUCUGGCACCUGAAUCUGCACUAAACAGAUUGAAUGGUACAAUUCUAGAAGAGUUUGUUGCUGAGCACUAUACUGCUCCGCGGAUGGUUCUUGCCGCUUCUGGGGUUGAACACGAAGAUUUGGUAUCUAUUGCAGAACCCCUGCUGUCUGAUCUUCCUAGCGUGCCUACUCCUGAGGAGCCAAAGUCUGUGUAUGUUGGAGGCGAUUAUCGUUGCCAAGCUGACUCAGCGGAGAAACAAGUGGCUCACAUCAUGGAACAGAACUCAACAACAAAACACAAGAAGUGGCAAAGUGGAGAAGACAAGUCAAUGCACUUACUCAAGAGUUGAAAUCGUUGCGAGGGGAUAGUGACUCUGAUGCAAGUGUUUCCACUCGUUCCUUUUUCAUCAUCAGGGCAAGCAUCCAAGUCGUCUUUAGUUGCGAGUGGUGACUAGAAAUAGUUGGGAAACAGGUUUUAAUAUUGAAAUUCCAAAGUUUCGUGGAGGUUUCUCUACUUAGCAAGCAACCAAACUGGUUAUAGUUGCAUGUGGUGAAUAAAAGCGAUGGGAAACAGAUCUCAAAUUUGAGUUCCCGGAAUUUAAUGGAGGUAUAGCCUCAAAUGAAUUGAUGGACUAGAGUUCCAUGGAGGAAUUAACAAUUUCAGAGUUUGAAGGAAAAAUCAAAUCUUAUGAAUUUGUUGAUUACUUUAAUAGUGUUAAGGAUUGUAAUGAAAAUCUGGUGUAGCCAUUCUCUUCAAUAUCUGUUGAAAAAAAAAAACUUGUUGAUUGGAACAAACCUCCAAUCUAUGAUGAACAACCCAUUGCUCAAGAAGAAUAUGUUAUCCUUCAUCAUGAUUUUUAAGAGGAUGGAGACAAUAUUUAUCAUACUAGAGGCUUUGAUAGCAUUGUCUU